UGCUUGUUCAGCUUGGAGUGUCAGAAGACUUCAGUGGUUCCCUCAGCCUCAUCCCUAUCGCGACAACCCCACCAUCACACCAACAACGCCAGCCCCGUCGUCACCGCAAAGGAGAGCGACAACGCAUUGUCUUGAAAGAACAACCAUCACCAACUCCCAAACCCACAAAUUCAACCACAAUAAAACGGAAGCCCACCAUGUCCGCCGAAACAAGAGACCGCAUAACUUGCCACGUGCUCGACACAACCCUCGGCAAGCCCGCACGCGGCGUGCGCGUCAAGCUAGACCUCGUCUCAACCACCACGCCCUCCCCCACCAACAACAACAACCAUACCUCAUCCUCCUCCUCCUCCAUUGCGACGGCCGCCGCCCCCGCCGCCCCCUCAACCACCAACCCCGUAGUCUUCGAGUCCCACACCGACGAAGACGGCCGCAUCAAGGCUUGGCUGCCCUACUCGAGCCCGACCUCGUCCGGCGAGGUCCCCGUUUACACGCUCGAGGACGUGCUGGGGUCUAUCCACGCCAGCGGCGGCGGCGAGUCGCGCUGGACGCUGCGGUUCGACAGCGCGGGCUACUUUGGCGGGGCUGACAAAACCUUCUACCCCGAGGUCGAUGUGACCUUUACAGUGCGCGAGGGGGAGCGUUAUCACGUCCCGCUGUUGCUGGCGCCGUAUGGGUAUAGUACGUACCGGGGAAGUUGAAGACGCUGAGGGAACGGGGAUUUUGUAUGAGGAAGUGGGAAGAGAAGGGGGGAAGGUCGGCGGGCGGUUGUGAUGAACGAACGGGUGAAAGGGCCGAAAACGCUGCGUUUGCAGCGACAUUGGGAGUGAUAGCGGUUGGAUGUCGGGCCAUGAUUUGAAUGCCGUUCUUUUCAAAUACUCGGUACGAUACGUGCGCUGAGGAUGGCGCGGUGGUGCUUGUGUCUUUUUCGCGCCAGAAAGUAUCUUUGCUACGGAUUCGCG
Parathielavia appendiculata is the source of this 962-nucleotide messenger RNA. Its product is annotated as Hydroxyisourate hydrolase. The coding region runs from base 198 to 701 and encodes 167 amino acids. NCBI's taxonomy places the organism in Eukaryota, Fungi, Ascomycota, Sordariomycetes, Sordariales, Chaetomiaceae. Gene Ontology annotation, biological process: purine nucleobase metabolic process. The transcript has 2 exons. The record is from RefSeq and is a predicted model, not a curated record.